AGCAUCAUCAGACUGCACCUUUUCCUCCUCGGGAGAACGGAGGAGAGAGCGAGCCAGAGUCAGACAGACGGAGAGAGAGAGAGAGAGAGAGAGUGGAAGAGAAAGAGAGAAAGGGAGAGAGAAGGUGGGGGAGAGAGCGGGAGGCAACAACACCUUGUCAUCUUCAGUAAUAGUUGUGUUCCUGUCUGGUCGUUUCCCUUUUCCCCGUCUUCUCCUCUCGCGGAUUCAAAAUCCACCUCAAAUGGGAAGGGAGAUCGAUGCGUCGCGCGCGGCACUGUUGCCACGGAACCACAGGAUGCGCGUGAGGUCGCUGGAGAGAGUGAUGACGCGGCAGUGAGAGACACACAUACCUCAACCUGCUGGCACACACUCACAUAUACACGCAUAUUUGCCCACACACGCUUUAAGUCUUGCCCCUCGAAGACAAGGAAGAGGAGAGAGGGGGAAAAAAUACUGCUAUGACGGUGUCAUUUCUCACCAUUACCAGUGUGUGAGCUGCACACACAAGCACACACACGCACACUUGCACUCCAUGGGGAGUUGCCUGCAUGGGGGAUAAGACCCUAUCUAGGGCACAAAGAUGGAGUUUGCAUCCUGUUUGUCCCACAUCUAACACACUAACAUACUCACACACAGCUGGAGUCUCAUGACUGAAAUAAGGAAUGAAGAGGAGACGCUGAACAUCGAAAAGACAAGACAAACACCAGGCCGAGGCAUCAGAAGAUGUUCAAAGGGUGUUAACAGAACUGAGGGUGCUGCCGUCUGACCCCUCCCUCCCUCUCUGGAGGUUCAUUGUAGCUGAGCUCUCUUUGGUUGAAAGCAUUACCAAGACAGCAGGGGGGACAGGUGACAGUGUUCUACGAAGUGCCCUGCAAUUGUCACCAUGAGCUGUAGGCCAGAGGGAACAUCCCAACUCUAGCCUCUAUUUAAUUUUGUGUGUGUGUGCGUGUGAGAGCGAGUGUGUGCAUGAGUGUAAUGGCGGUUUGCGUUUGGGCGGCAGCCCCCCUGCUCUUUCUGGGGCUGUGCCUGUGCAGCGUAGGGGGCCAGGCCCAAUUGGAGGUCCUGGAGUUUGGGGGCGUAUCCAGCCAGUGGGGGCGGUUUCCGGUGUGGAACGCCUGCUGCGAGAGCGUGCUGAGUUUCAGCCUGCGGACUCAGAGCCAGGAGGGCCUGCUGCUCUACCUGGAUGACGAGGGCUACUGCGACUUCCUGGAGUUGCUGCUUCUCCAAGGGCACCUGCACCUACGCUUCUCCAUCUUUUGUUCUGAGCCAGCUGAGCUGGAGUCAGGCGUGGCGGUGAGUGAUGGGCGGUGGCAUGCGGUGCGUGUCAAGCGGGACUGGAGGAACACCUCGUUGGAGGUGGAUGGGCAACUGGAGGGAUGGGCAGAAGUGAAGAGUAAGAGAAGAGACAUGACAGUAUUCAGUCACACAUACAUGGGCGGGUUGUCAGCAGAUCUCCUCUCCUCGCCGCUACGCACCACCUCACAGUCAGUGCGGGACUACCCCGCCUUUCGUGGCUGGAUCACGGCAGUGAACAUCAGCGGCUUGCUGGUCACGCUGGAUGGCUCAGAGGGCGUCAGGGUAACAACUGGCUGUGGGCCGGAUCACCAGUGCCAGAACGGAAGGGUGUGCAGCGUAGUCAACGACCAGGGCGUCUGCAACUGCUCCGACACCGGCUACCAAGGCAAUAACUGCAGCAAAGAGCACAGCUACACUCCAGGUCUGGCAAACCUGAUGGCUGGCGACCAAGGAAAACUCAACGCUCGUGAGGAUUUUGUUGCCACCUUUAAGGGCUCUGAGUACUUCUGCUACGACUUGUCGCCCAACCCCAUCCAGUCCAGCAGUGACGAAAUCACGCUGUCCUUCAAGACGCUGCAGCGCAACGGCCUGAUGCUGCACACGGGCAAGUCAGCCGACUACGUGAACCUGGCACUAAAGAAUGGUGCCGUGUCCCUUGUCAUUAAUCUCGGCUCUGGGGCCUUCGAAGCCCUGGUGGAGCCCGUCAACGGCAAGUUCAACGACAACUCCUGGCACGACGUGAAAGUCACCCGCAACCUGAGACAGCACUCAGGCAUUGGACACGCUAUGGUGACGAUCUCUGUGGACGGGAUCCUGACCACGACGGGAUACACGCAGGAGGAUUACACCAUGCUGGGCUCCGAUGACUUCUUCUACGUGGGAGGAAGUCCCAGCACAGCGGACCUUCCUGGUUCUCCUGUCAGCAACAACUUCAUGGGUUGCCUCAAAGAGGUGGUAUACAAGAACAACGAUGUGCGGUUGGAGCUUUCAAGACUGGCCAAACAGGGCGACCCAAAGAUGAAGGUCAGUGGUGUUGUGUCCUUUAAAUGCGAGAGCGUGGCAACGCUGGAUCCAGUGACGUUUGACACCCCAGAGUCAUUCGUGGCUUUGAGCAAGUGGAUGGCGAAGAAGGCAGGAUCCAUUUCGUUUGACUUCAGGACCACAGAGCCGAACGGGCUGAUGCUUUUCAGCCAUGGCAAACCCAGACAACAGCAGCGCAAAGACCCCCGCACUCCUCCUACCAUCAAGGUGGAUUUUUUUGCCAUUGAAAUGCUGGAUGGUCACCUGUACCUGCUGCUGGACAUGGGAUCUGGGACCACAAAGACCAAGGCCAUCGACAGAAAGGUCAACGACGGGGAAUGGUAUCACGUCGACUUCCAGAGAGAUGGACGCUCAGGAACCAUCUCGGUGAACAGCGUGAGAACGGCGUACACGGCUCCCGGGGACAGCGAGAUCCUGGACCUGGAUGACACGCUGUACCUCGGAGGACUUCCUGAGGAUCGUGCAGGACUCAUUUUCCCCACAGAGGUGUGGACAGCCCUGCUGAACUACGGGUACGUAGGCUGCAUCAGAGACUUGUUUGUGGACGGGCAGAGUAAAGACAUCAGGCGGCUUGCUGAGGCCCAGCGGGCGGUCGGAGUGAAGCCUUCGUGCACCAAGGAGCUGCCCAAACAGUGCCUGUCCAACCCCUGCCAGCACAACGGCAACUGCAGGGAGGGCUGGAACCGCUACGUCUGCGACUGCUCCGGCACUGGAUACCUGGGGCGCUCCUGUGAGCGAGACGCAACCAUCCUCUCCUACGACGGCAGUAAGUUUAUGAAGGUGCAGCUGCCUGUGGCGAUGCACACGGAGGCGGAGGACGUGUCGCUUCGCUUUCGCUCCCAGCGGGCCUACGGCAUUCUCAUGGCAACCACAUCCCGGAACUCUGCAGACACCCUUCGUCUGGAGUUGGAUGGCGGCCGAGUCCGACUCACUGUAAACCUAGACUGUAUCAGGAUAAACUGUACAGCCAGUAAAGGCCCAGAGACAAUCUUUGCUGGGUCGGGCCUCAAUGAUAAUGAAUGGCACACGGUGAGGGUAGUCCGACGCGGCAAGAGCCUCAAACUCACCGUGGACGACCUGCAGACUGUUGAAGGUCAAAUGGCGGGUGACCACACCCAGCUCGAGUUCCACAACGUGGAGACGGGCAUCGUGACGGAGAAGCGCUUCAUGCCCAUCGUGCCCUCAAACUUCAUCGGCCACCUCCAGGGCCUGACGCUGAACGGCAUGCCCUACAUCGACCUGUGCAAGAACGGCGACAUUGACUACUGUGAGCUGAACGCCGUCAUCGGCUACAAGAGCAUCGUGGCUGACCCCAUCACCUUCCGCUCCCGGUCCAGCUUCGUCACGCUGCCCACGCUGCAGGCCUACUACUCCAUGCACCUCUUCAUGCAGUUCAAGACAACGUCCCCAGACGGUCUUAUUCUCUUCAACAGGGGAGACGGCAAUGACUUCAUAGUCAUUGAGUUGGUUAAAGGCUACCUUCAUUACAUCUCUGACCUGGGAAACGGAGCGCACUUGAUCAAGGGCAACUCCAACAGUCCACUUAAUGACAACCACUGGCACAAUGUGCACAUUUCCCGGGACACAAACAAUCUGCACACGGUCAAGAUUGACACCAAAGUUACCACUCAGACCACAAUGGGAGCCAAGAACCUUGACCUAAAAGGUGAUCUGUACAUCGGGGGCGUUACCAAAGAGAUGUACCGUGAGCUGCCGAAGUUGGUUCAUUCCCGGGAGGGAUUUCAAGGCUGCCUGGCAACAUUAGAUCUAAAUGGCCGCCUUCCGGACCUCCUUGCUGAUGCCUUGACCACCAUGGGGCAAGUGGAGAGAGGUUGUGAAGUUACAUUGAUGAAAGCUGACCUGCAAGGUCCCAGCACAACAUGUCAAGAAGACUCCUGCUCAAAUCAAGGAGUCUGUUUGCAGCAGUGGGAGGGCUUCACCUGUGACUGCAGCAUGACAUCAUACGCCGGGCCGCUCUGCAAUGAUGCUGGGACCACCUAUAUCUUUGGCCGGGACGGCGGUGUGGUGAUUUACACGUGGCCGCCUAAUGAGCGUCCUAGCACCAGGGCGGACCGACUGGCUCUUGGCUUCAGCACCCAGCAGAAACAGGCCGUUCUACUCCGAGUGGACAGUUCAUCUGGCCUUGGAGACUACCUUCAGCUGCAGAUAGACAAGGGCAACAUCAGGGUGGUGUUCAAUGUCGGCACAGACGACAUCAACAUUGAGGAGAGCUCCAAGUUCGUCAAUGACGGGAAGUACCACGUAGUCCGGUUCACCAGAAGCGGUGGCAACGCGACCCUGCAGCUGGACGACCUGCCGGUCAUGGAGCGGUAUCCUUCAGGCAACAAUGAUAACGAGCGCCUGGCCAUCGCCAGACAGCGAAUCCCCUAUCGGCUCGGUCGAGUAGUUGACGAUUGGCUACUCGACAAAGGUCGCCAGCUGACCAUCUUCAACAGCCAGACGACGAUUAGUGUCGGCGGAGGCGAGCAAAGUUCUCCAAUGUUCCAGGGCCAGCUGUCCGGUAUUUAUUACAACGGCCUCCGCAUCCUGAACAUGGCCGCCGAGGGCCACCCGCACAUCAGAGUGGAGGGCAGCGCGCGGCUGGUCGGCGACAUGCCGUCCUCCUCCAUCACGCCGCAGUCCAGUGCCGCAGCCGGCGGCAACCGGUCAGACUCCGCCCCCUCGAUCAGUGACAUCACAACCACCACGGCGACGAAUAAGAAGCAAAUUGUGACACAGACGAUAGACGACCUGCUGGUUGCGUCGGCCGAGUGUCCGAGCGACGAUGAAGACAUUGAUCCCUGUGACAGCUCAGCCCGCCCUCCACCGCCAGAUGUGAAGGUGUUUCCUGGUCCGUCCGAGGUGGUGCGGGAGAGCAGCAGCACCACCGGCAUGGUGGUGGGCAUCGUGGCGGCCGCCGCCCUCUGCAUCCUCAUCCUCCUCUACGCCAUGUACAAGUACCGCAACCGUGACGAAGGCUCCUACCAUGUGGACGAGAGCCGCAACUACAUCAGCAACUCGGCCACUCAGCCCAACGGCAGCGCCAAGGACAAACCGCUGGGCAUCGCCAAGAUCUCCAAGAACAAGAAGAACAAAGACAAGGAGUAUUACGUCUGAAGCGGACACACCUUUCCCCCUCCCCCCAGAAACAGACAAAUAUGCCUACACCUUUAUAUAUAACAAUAUAUGUACAUAAAUAGAUAUAUUCUCCAAGAAAAAAAAAGAAAGUCAUACACAGGGGCAUAGACAUGAUGAUUUUAAUAUUUACUCUCCAAUAAUCACACCUGCACACAUUCUGUCAAGCACAAACACACACAAACAAGUCCACAUGCACACAUUCAAGCACAAACAUACAUUCAAAGACGGACCUGGGGGCCUGGGCCCUCACUGUACAGUAUUUACCAAUGAGCAAGAGCCUCUGGCAGGGGCUUAUUUUAUGAGCAUUAACACCAUUCCAAAAGAGUUAGAAAGCACCAGUUCAACCACCAUUUCGGCUCCAGUCUGGUCUGCCACAGUCUGGCCAGAGUGCGAGGGGUGAAAACCAGACUUCAAGUGAAGCAUGCGGCAGGCCGAGCGAGAGGCAGUGCACCCGAACAAAGAUGAUGUAAAAGCACUAAGUGUCUCUUCCAAGCUUCUUGGCCUUCCUCCCUGUUAGCAGACAGGACUCGAUGAAGCACAGCGGACGGCGAGGAAACAAGCACACCAGUGGCUCAAAGUUUAGCCUAAAGGACAGGAACUCAGUGUGUAGCCAUAGAGACGGUGAAUUACUACAAGAAAAAACAGGGCUGGGUGAGCUGCUGAUGUUUUUUACAGCCUCCUGUAUAAAUCACAACGAAGGAAGCAGAGGAAACAAAGAGAUGUUUUUCCUGCGCUGGAUACUUGAGACUUUAGAUGCUACCUACAGACACCAGUGAGGCGUGGCCGCUGUGUCUCCCCUGGCGUACACACGGAACAACAUAAACUGACUCUAAAGACAACAAGACGGUGAAUUGAUCACUAUGAUAAAGACGAAUAUCAAGGAUCAUUUGGACAGUACAGACUUUGGGGAAGGGAGAUGUGGGGGGGAAUCUUAUUGCACGUGAAUUAUCUUACUCCGUGUGAUUUAUACUCCGUUGAAUCUCCAGAUACACCGCCAUCGUAAACUCCACCACUUCGGCUUCCAGACAUUCGCUUCAAAUGUCGAGUAAAUUACUGGUUUUCGACAGUAAUUUAAGGCCCCGUCCACACUGACAGAGAUUUGAAUCACAAUUGAAAUGGUUCUUCUGUAAUUUGCAACAAUAUUUUUUAAAGUGAAGAUUUGCUUACAUAAUAGAAAUUGAUCUCUAUUAUGUAAGCAAAUCUUCACUUAUUUUGCCUAUUUUGCACAAUGAUGAAAAUUAGAGGAUUAAAAUUAAUUUAAUGUUUUUUUUCCCAUUGAUGAACAACUUUAUAAACGUCAGCUGAAUAACUGAAAGAUAGGUAUAUAUAAAGAAUUGACUGAUUUUAAUGCUUCUGGCUUUAUUUGCCAGAAAGAAAGUCAGAAGAAACUUUUUGACAAUUUGCUAAAUGUCUCCUUACAUCCAACUUUCUUGUUGUCUUUCCAUUCUAUCCUUCCUUUCUUCUAUAACUGUUCCUACUCUUUUUUCUUUCUCUUCUUUGCAUCCUUCAUCUUUUCUUCCUUUUGUUGGGUUUGUUUCUUCUCCCUUCUCCUUUUCUCCCUCAUAUCCUUCCUUCCUUCCUCUCCUGCAUCUGUUGUUCCUUUUCUUCCUACCUUCCUUUUCUCCAUUUGUUCUUCUUAUCCAGUGCUCUUUUCCUUCCUUCCUCUUUAACUUCAGACUUUUCUUUCUUUCUGUCCUUUAUUGUUUCUCUUGGUCAUAUCCUCCAUUCUUUCCUCUAAUAGAUUCUUAGUUCUACUUUGUUCAAUGAGAAUAUCAAUAAAUAUGGAAAAUAUGAUUAAAUGCAGUUAUGAUUAAAUCCAGCUUAGUGACACAAAUCACAUCUUUUUGUGAUUGGUUUAAAGCAACGUUUUACAAAUGGAAAUGUUUUGCAAGAUCAGUAUUACAAUAGUGCCACAAAAUAUUGUGAUAAAACUUUCAGUCCUAUCGCCCUCCCUUGAUGUUUAGCCUAACUUUGCUUUAGCCAGGCUCAUAAUCUUCUCCACCACUUCGGCUUCAAGUAUUCCCAGACAUUUGCUUCAAAUAGUUUGGUAAUAUUAGUUACGUAAUGUUGAAUCUCAACAUUACGUAACUAAUGUUGAGAUUCAACAUCUGCUGAUGCAAGAACGGUGUUACGCUGACUUUUUGAAUUUGAACUUCUCAAAUCCCACAGUGGUUUACUUUCUUACUCUUCAUAAACAGAUAAAAAAUAAUAAUUGUUUAUUUAAAAAGAUCUCCAGAGCAGUGCAGCCGGGGCCUGAAUCUUUGAAUUAAAUCUCAGUUUAAAUCUUUCAUUGACAAAGUGUGACCAUCUGGACUGUGCUGCAUGCCGAGUCUCUGAGCUGUGCUGUGGAGUGGUGGUGUGUCCAAACCCUACAGAGGUUUACUUGGUUUAAACUGGUGGAGGAUGUUGCCAUGCAACACCUGGAUGUAUAUCUGCGUGUAUGUGAGUUUGCGUGUGGCCCAUGCCCUAUUUUCUAGUUUGAUGUCCUAUUGGCCACAGCCACUACACCUGCUCCAAUUGACCACCUUUCAAAGCGAAAACCAGCCUAGGAAAAGACCAACCAAGAGAACCAAGUAGAUGUUUUCACAUGUUGCUAAUAGAUAGACAAGUCCAGUUCUUGAUGCCAUCAGCUACGCGACACCUUGAGUUUUCUCUCUUUUAAUUUCCUUCCGUGCCCUGACACAAUCGUUCUGUUGGGUUUUCCUUACAGACUUUUGAAGUGUAUGAACCCAGCUCCUGAUUUGACACAAGCAGUGCCAUGAUUCAGCAAAGCCCCUUCCAGUUCUUCCGAAAACGUGACCCAACCAGGCAAGAUGCAUGUAAUACGGACCGGGGGCUUGGAAGAACAUGAAACUGACUGAAGCGUGUGAGAUUUCAGUGUAUUGUCCAAAUUAACAGAACAUGUUUGCAUAUUUUAUUCAUCCUAAACUGGCCUUUUUUGCCCUCUUUACCCUGAUUUUCGUCCCCCUCUCUCUCCUCCUUUAUCCACGUCUAUGGCUUUCUUUCUCUUCUAUCUCCAUGUUGUGUUGUCAUUCGAAACAGAGGGAGGCCUCUCCACCGAUGGGAUCCCACAUUUAGGUGUUCAUUAACCAUGUUUAUUUUCUAUAUGUACAAUUUUUCUACAGUAUUUACUUUUAUUGUUACGGUUCUUUGAUGAACAUAAAGUGGAAAUUUAUUAAAAAAAUAGUUUUGAAGAUUAAUGAGUAAAUAAAAUAUUACCCAAGUGAGCCUGGA
Molecule: messenger RNA, 8709 nt
Organism: Poeciliopsis prolifica (blackstripe livebearer)
Lineage: Eukaryota; Metazoa; Chordata; Actinopteri; Cyprinodontiformes; Poeciliidae
Gene: nrxn1a
Product: neurexin 1a
Exons: 27
Coding region: 967-5454 (1495 amino acids)
Source: RefSeq, a predicted model, not a curated record